UUAAACUAAAAAAAUGAAUGAAUUUAUGUAAAAAAAAUCUUUCCCUUUGGAGUGAAAGAACAAAAUCUCGGAUUUAUCGUUUCCAGUUCUUACAAUUUUGUUCGCUUUAUUACUCUCUUUCUCAAAUCUCUCUGCAUUUCCCCCUUCCAUUUUUCAGAUCACUGCACCAGCAUUACUCGGGUAGAUAUGGCAGUCAUUGCGACGUUAAUGAAUAGGCAGCAUCUUCUGACAUACAUAUACCUUCUGGUUUACAUUUCACUUUCCUCGGGUGUUAUUUUGUAUAACAAGUGGGUGCUCUCAACGCUGUAUUUUAAUUUUCCAUUUCCAAUAACACUCACUAUGAUUCACAUGGCUUUUUCUGGUGGGGUUGCCUUCGUCCUGAUCCGUGUUCUGAAGGUUGUAUCGCCUAUCAAAAUGACAUUUCAUAUAUAUACAACUUGUGUGGUCCCUAUAAGCGCCUUCUUUGCAGCAAGUCUGUGGUUUGGGAACACUGCUUAUUUGUACAUUUCUGUGGCUUUCAUCCAGAUGCUUAAAGCCCUGAUGCCAGUGGCAACAUUUCUCGUGGCUGUUACUUGUGGAACUGAGAAGUUAAGGUGUGAUGUAUUCUGGAACAUGGUGUUGGUCAGUGUUGGAGUUGUCAUUUCCUCCUAUGGGGAAAUUCAUUUUAAUGUGCUUGGCACAAUUUAUCAAGUCUCAGGAAUAGCUGCUGAAGCAUUCAGGCUGGUCUUAACUCAAGUUCUUCUUCAAAAUAAGGGCUUGACACUAAAUCCUAUUACCAGCUUGUAUUACAUAGCACCAUGCAGCUUUGUAUUCCUUUUUAUUCCAUGGUAUAUCCUUGAGAAGCCUGAGAUGGAAGCUCCUCAUAUGCAGUUUAACUUCUGGAUAUUUUUUUCAAAUGCGCUUUGUGCUUUGGCAUUGAACUUCUCGACAUUCUUAGUGAUUGGUAGAACUGGGGCCGUAACUAUUCGAGUGGCUGGAGUUUUGAAAGACUGGCUACUUAUCUCUCUUUCAACUGUCUUAUUUCCCGAAUCUAAGAUUACAGGACUUAAUGUUAUUGGCUAUGCUAUUGCUUUAAGUGGUGUUGUUUGUUACAACUACUUGAAGAUCAGGGAUGUGCGCAUAUCUCAACUUCAAAUUAUCCCAGAUGAAUCAACAAAGGAGCUGCAGAUGGAGAAAAAGGAAGAAGAUAAUGUGAACAGAAAUGAGGAUACUCUAUGGAAUGAUUCAGUUUCUGAUUCUCAUUCUCAUUUUGACGAAGAAGCACCUUUAAUGUAUUCUUCACGGAUAUCUCAUCUUGGAAGAAAGCCAGCUUAGUAGCAAUCUAGUUUAGAGGCAAAAGAAUAUUCAUCUUGGAAGAAAGCCAGUUAGCUUAUCAACAAUCUCAAUUUUAAGUGUCAAAGAUCUUAAAGGAACCAAAUCAAGUGUUUGUCUUAACUUUUCUUCCAAAAAGAACACACAAAGACCUCCUUAAGAAGAAGAGAGAAAACAAAAGGAGAAAGAAAAACAGAGCAGAGGAAACAUACAUAUUAUUUCGGUAGAGUUGAUUUCUUUAAUGUUAAAAGUAUUCAUUAGUAAAUUGAUUCAUUCUUGUAUAGUCUUUGGCUGGACCAUGCAAUGAAGGUUCUAUUUAUUCCACAUAGACCGAAAUAACUUCGAUCGAUCGACGAUUCUCAAAUUGCUAGUGUACUCAAUAUUUCUUUUUAACUAUUUUAACAAUGCUAUGGCUUCUUAUUUUACAGGUGA
This is a messenger RNA of Cicer arietinum (chickpea), 1743 nucleotides long. Its product is annotated as probable sugar phosphate/phosphate translocator At3g17430. Lineage: Eukaryota; Viridiplantae; Streptophyta; Magnoliopsida; Fabales; Fabaceae. The record is from RefSeq and is a predicted model, not a curated record.